AUGUGUGGAAUACUCGCGGUUCUGGGUUGUUCGGAUGAUUCUCAGGCUAAACGGGUUCGCGUUCUCGAGCUUUCUCGCAGAUUGAAGCAUAGGGGCCCGGAUUGGAGUGGAUUAUAUCAGCAUGGAGAUUGUUAUCUCGCGCACCAAAGGCUUGCGAUUGUCGAUCCCGCCUCCGGCGAUCAGCCCCUCUACAAUGAAGACAAAAAGAUUGUCGUUACGGUGAACGGCGAAAUCUACAACCACGAGCAGCUUCGUCAGCUAUUGCCCAACCACAAAUUCCGUACCGGAAGCGAUUGUGAUGUCAUCGCACAUCUCUAUGAAGAGUACGGAGAGAAAUUCGUGGAAAUGCUCGACGGAAUGUUCUCGUUUGUGCUGCUUGAUGCUCGUGACAACAGCUUUCUUGUGGCUCGUGACGCAAUCGGAAUAACUUCUUUGUACAUCGGUUGGGGACUUGAUGGCUCGAUUUGGAUAUCGUCGGAGCUAAAAGGGUUGAAUGAUGAAUGCGAGACGUUCGAACCGUUUCCACCGGGCCAUUUGUACUCGAGCAAAACCGGAGCUCUUAGAAGAUGGUACAACCCCGCGUGGUUUUCCGAAUCCAUUCCUUCGACUCCGUACGACCCUUUACUCUUGAGGCGUUCUUUCGAAAAUGCUGUAAUUAAGAGGCUAAUGACCGAUGUGCCCUUCGGCGUUCUUUUAUCGGGAGGGCUCGAUUCGUCGUUAGUUGCAUCUGUUACCGCCCGUUACCUUGCGGGUACAAAAGCAGCCAAGAGAUGGGGCCCACAGCUCCAUUCUUUCUGCGUUGGCCUUGAGGGCUCACCUGAUUUAAAAGCUGGAAAAGAAGUUGCCGAUUAUUUGGGCACCGUUCAUCAUGAAUUUCAUUUCAGUGUUCAGGAUGGAAUCGAUGCGAUCGAGGAUGUCAUUUAUCACAUCGAGACAUACGAUGUAACGACAAUAAGAGCAAGCACUCCCAUGUUCCUCAUGUCACGUAAGAUAAAAUCGCUAGGGGUAAAAAUGGUAAUAUCCGGUGAGGGAUCCGACGAGAUUUUUGGCGGUUAUCUCUACUUCCAUAAGGCGCCUAACAAGGAAGAACUUCAUCGUGAAACUUGCCGAAAGAUAAAAGCCCUUCAUCAAUAUGAUUGCCUUCGAGCAAAUAAAGCAACUUCUGCAUGGGGAUUAGAAGCUCGAGUUCCGUUUCUUGAUAAGGAGUUUAUCGAUGUUGCAAUGAACAUUGACCCCGAUUGGAAAAUGAUAAAACCGGACCAAGGGAGAAUGGAGAAAUGGAUUUUAAGAAAGGCUUUCGAUGAUGAGGAAAAACCGUAUCUUCCAAAGCAUAUUCUGUAUAGGCAAAAAGAACAGUUCAGCGACGGAGUCGGCUAUAGUUGGAUUGAUGGUCUUAAAGCUCAUGCCGAACUCCAUGUCACCGACAAAAUGAUGCGUAACGCUGCACAUAUUUUCCCCCAUAAUACCCCCACCACAAAGGAGGCCUACCAUUACAGAGUGAUAUUCGAGAGAUUCUUUCCGCAGAAUUCGGCGAUGCUGACUGUUCCGGGUGGAGCGAGUGUAGCAUGCAGCACCGCUACAGCUGUCGCGUGGGAUGCUUCUUGGUCGAAGAAUCUAGAUCCUUCCGGAAGAGCCGCCGUUGGGGUCCACAAUUCCGGGUAUGAGAAGCAUUUGGCCAAUGGGAAUUUGACACCUAAGAUCGUUGACUCUGGUCCACUCAUGAAUGGUGUGACCCCUCCUGGACUCACCAUUCGGAGCUAGUGUGUGUAUAUAUAUAUAUAUAUAUAUAUGGGACAUUAAUUUGUAGGAUGUAAUAUAAUGAAGCUGAAAUAAAAAGCUCUGUUUAGUACUUGUGGGUCAGUACUAGAUUUUUGCGAUGUUUUUUUUGGUGUCUUUUUCGAGUUUAUUCGAAAAAAAACCGAGCGUUUGUGUGUCUUUUUUCAGGGUGAACUUGAACCGUUGCAUCUCCCUUUUUCAGGAUAUGUGUAUAUUCGGAAAUAUAUGUUAUUCGAAAAUGUAUGGUGUUAAUUUGUUUUGUGGUAUA
This is a messenger RNA of Erythranthe guttata (spotted monkey flower), 2044 nucleotides long. Its product is annotated as asparagine synthetase [glutamine-hydrolyzing]. Gene Ontology annotation, cellular component: cytosol. NCBI's taxonomy places the organism in Eukaryota, Viridiplantae, Streptophyta, Magnoliopsida, Lamiales, Phrymaceae. The record is from RefSeq and is a predicted model, not a curated record. Gene Ontology annotation, molecular function: asparagine synthase (glutamine-hydrolyzing) activity.